AUACAAGUUAUACACUUAAUUUACGCAACAUGUUGUUACAAUUUUUGAAAGUUUGUGUUUUCCUUGUGAGUGAAAGGAAAUAGGAAAUUGAAUAAGUUAAUGUUAUUUGAUAGUGUAGAUUUUUUGGGGGGAUAAAAAAAAAUUCUAACAAAGAACGAGAAGCAGUAAAUUGAGGAAGGCUUUAUUCCAUUGUACUAGUUUCCUCCAGUUUGUGAAUAUUUUGUUGGUGACUACUAUGUAGAUAUAGACAGCUUUUCGCACUUUUGGAAGAUAAUGACCUUUUUCGAUGUUUGAUGUUGAAGAGUCCCCAAUCCCUGAGCGGAAACGGGAACAGGUGCCAUGUAUGCUGUACCCACCGACGGUGCUAAAUGAAUAUAUUAAAUGUGUUGUUAUUGGUGACAGUGGUGUCGGAAAGACCCAUCUGAUAACAGCAUGGGCGUGUAAUACUCAUUAUAAUCUAGAGCAGCUGGUGAAGACUCAUGUCUCCACAGUGUGGGCCCAUGACCACUACCGGAAAGAUCCAGAGAUACUGGAGAAAUCAGUGGUGUCUAUAGAUGGCGGUUAUGUUGCCUUGAGAUUAUGGGACACAUUUGGUUACCAUGACAAAGACAGAGGAUUUGCUUACAAAGGGGCAGAUGUCAUCUUACUGUGCUAUAGUGUGGCGAUGCCACGGUCACUCAACAAUCUACGCAAAAUUUGGAUUCCCGAGAUCCGACGACGAGCACCAACGACCCCAGUGGUUGUUGUAGGCUGUCAGACUGAUUUACGGUAUCUAUAUAGGGACGAGCACUAUCAAAAGAUUCAUAAAGGAUUGAUGUACAAAGUUGUUCAGGAGAAGGACAUUGUAACACCUGAGAUGGGAAGGUCUGUUGCCAAGGAAAUUGGAGCACCUUAUUAUGAAUGUAGUGUUUAUACCAAAUAUGGUAUCGAAGAUGUCUUUCUAAACGUUAUACGGGCUGCGAUGGUGGAAAAGCGUAAAAUACGCUUUUGGAGCUCGUUUUUGCGACGUGUACAGUACCCACAGAUACAAGCACCUAUGAAAUUACCACCACUUCUGCUGCCAAAAAUAGAAAUUCCCGAAGAGACAUUACACGUUGAUUUGUGCGAGCUGCUGCAUAAUCAGUCGGAGGGUGAUGUUGUGUUCCUUGUUCGUGGACAAUGUUUCCGCGCACAUAAAAUAUGCUUAGUUGUUAGUGCCAUUGUGUUUGAAAAUCUAUUUUUAGGAAAUGAUGCAAUAGUUACGGACAAUGCAAACAAGGUGUUGAAGCGUUCUCUAUCAUCUCAUGGAAAUUCAAAUGUAAAUGUAACAUCUAGUAACGAUACGAAAUGUCGUAGAAGUUCCGACACCAUUGGUCCAGACAUGAUAAACACUAGAAAAGAUUAUUCAAUUUUAGUGCACUCGGCCUUUUUAACUAUAGAAGAAAACAAAGCAUGUGAUAAUCCAUUUAAACCAGGGGAGGUAAUUUAUCAGACUGUCGUUACAUUAAGAAAUGAGAUUACUCCGCGGGCAUUUCAGUACAUCUUGGAAUACCUGUAUACAGGGUCAGUACGUGAAGAUUUUGAUGCUUUCGAAGAGGUUUUAGUUGCAUGUGGACUGCUGCAUUUGACAGAUCUUGCAUUGAUGAUAUCAAACUUGACAGGAAGUGAAGAGUAUUUGAACAUGGAGUUAGAAAAACAGUUUAAAGAAUACAGGAAAUGCAAACUACGUGAAAUCGCAUUGAAAAAGGAAAGGUUGACAGAUGUGAGGUUUCUAGUGGAUGACGGUGCAAUACGUGCCCACAAACCGUUGUUAAUGGCUCGAUGUGAAAUGAUGUAUGCCAUGUUCAAUGACAAUUUCAUGGAAUCUUCAGCUGAUUCAAUUGUAUUGCCUGGAGUCUCAAGGGAUGUGUUCUAUGCCAUCCGAGAGUUCCUGUACACCGGUGAGUGCACAAGUGGUGCUACGCUGAACUGUCUCGGCAUUAUUGAAGCUGCUAAUAGAUUCUGCUUGCCAAGGCUGGUACGGUUGGUUGAGGCGAGGGUUUGCGAGGAUCUGACCGAGGCUGACAAAGAUGGUGAGGAUAUCAUUGAGGAUGUCAUUAAACUGCUGGAACCAGCUCAGUUACACAAUGCUGAACUGCUGAGUGACUGGUGUGUGAAAUAUCUGUGCAACCAUUUCCUAGUGAUCAAACAGAAGUACCUUAAACUGUUCCAUAAACUCAGUCCUGAAAACAUCAAGUUUAUUGACCGAAACAAAUGGCCACCAGAGUGGUACAUGAAGGAGUUGACCUACUUUGAUCACGUUCAGGCGCAGUCGCUUAAGUCGAAGAAAUCAAAGAGAAAUUUCCAGCAGAAGCAGCAGUUCUCCAGGGUAGAUCAGUGUACAAAUGCUGCUAGUUGUUUGUGUUUCUGCCGACGCAGCAAAAUUGUGGUGGAAGAGAGAGAUUCAGAAUCGCCAUUUGAUUCCGUAGAGCCAUAAUUUCAUUUAAAUGUCCUUCAAACUACAGUUGUGUGUUCAUACUGAUAGCAUCACUAUUUGAUAGUAUAGUCAUAAGUGCUGAAGUUCUAUGAAACUAUGGUCAUACUGGAAGUUAAUUUAUGAUUGUAUAGUCAUUAGUGAAACUAUGGUCAUACUGAAAGUCACUGAUUGUAUAGUCAUUAGUGAAACUAUGGUCUAUAUUAUAGUUAAACUAUGGUCUAUGUGCUGUAUGAAAUAUAGCAUGUGUUGAAGCAAUGGAUGAUAUGUUUGAAUCUAUGGUUACUAGGUGAAUAUAAAAACUUGAUAAUUUUAUUCAGGUAUUUAAAGAUACAAAGACCUGUGGAGUGUUUUAAGGCAUCGUAUAUCAAUGAUACCUAUCAAUUUAUUUUCAUGCAAACAUCUAUAGCUUUAUCAAACCAUAAUGUAAAAUGCAUGAGUGCUAUCAACUUAAGAUACCUUACCAAAGCAUUUUUGUAUCUUUCUUAAUUUUACUAAAUAUGUGAUAGAAAAAAAUGGGUUUUUUUCCUGCACAAUUUUAAAGAGUUUUAAUCAAAACAGAAUUAGAAUAAUUUAGGUUUAUUUAAUAGUUUAUAAGUCAUUUCUGCUGUUACAAUAAGCAAUAAAUGAGGGUAUGUUUUUAUUAAAAAUACAUUUGAAUGAGUUAUUUUUUCUUGCCUUGUCAAUACAGCAAUACAUUGUAUAUAAAUUGUUGCAUGUUUGGACAAAUUUGUCAUAUAUUGAAAGCUUUGUAGCUAUAUAUUCAAAGGUACACAACUGUGUUUCUUUGUUAGUUUUGACUAGGUUGCUUCCCUUUGCAAAUAUUUUUAGGGGAAGUUAUUUGUAACAAAAUAGCUUUAAGUUUAAGCUGUAAGCAUUGUUCUUUUCACUGGAACUUGUUAAGGAUUUCUAAGAAUUUUGUUUAUAGGUUAAUAUAGCUGAUUAUUGACCAUUUCAAAUUCAAAUUGGACAAUCAAAUGUAAGAAUAUUGUCAGUAUGGUCAAAAAAUCAGGUUUUAUUAAUCUGUGGACAUAUUCUUUUCAUAUGCAAGCUCGCUUAAAAUAGGGUAAAUUUUUAUAUAUGUUGUAAUUUAAAGAUGUAUGUGAAUUAGGUAGUAAUGGUUAAGCAUAUUAUGUAUUGUAUACAAGUUUUCUUGGUAUUUAUUGAGGUGGUCUGUACAAGUAUUAGAAGGUACCUUUUUACAAUUUAAAAUCAAAUUGAGAUUAGGUACCUUUUUUGCCUUAACUCCCUUAGUUUAGUAAUUUUUCAUAAAACAAAAAUUGUAAAUGAUCUUGUUAUGAUAAAUUAACAAAUUUUUUGAAUAAUCUGCUUAUUGAUGAAGCACAAAAAUUAUAUUAACUUAAAAGUUGAAUAAAUCCAGUUAAGUAAACAUGGUUUAAAAAAUCAAAACUUUUGAAAAUACUUUUUUUUGAAAAAGUAUUAUUUUCGACAUUCAUGUAGUGCUCGGGAAAGGUUAUGCAAAAUAUGAAAGAAAUUACUAUUUUUACUUUCGUAGUAACUGCUUAUUUUGCAUAUUUGAGAUGUCCUCACCUUAGUGCAGUAAGGGGUUAACUGGUAUUAUAUUUGAUAAGAAGUUAACUCUAUACUGCACUAAAGUCAGAAUAUCACACUUACAGUUGCUUACUUGAUGGUUUUACCUACAGUCCCGGUAACAGUACCAUUGAUAUUUGUAUAUACCAGUCUAAGGGAUAUGAUAUUGACCACCAGCGUGUUAAUGAGUGAUGCUAGCUCAUACUACUUCUAUUUGUUUAUUUGACACUUUUGAUACAUGUACAAUGUAUUGUUUUUUUAAUCUAAAUUUUUGUAAAAGUGACAUGAUUCUGGAGGGAAAGAAUUCCAGGCUAUCUGAACAUGAAACAUGGAAUAAUGAUGUUUUUAAUUUUCAGACAGAGUAAUGGAUACUAUUAAAUUGUUUAAUAAUCUUUUAAACUGUAUAUAGUACAGUACAUGUAGUAUUCAUAUGUUUUUUAUCUACACCAGGGUUAUAGAACUUAGUUAGAUAAAUUUUAUCUGCACUAGGGUGAUAGAACUUAGAUAUAAAUCAUGUUGAUACUAAGGUUAUUAUAGAGGUACAUAUACAGACAAUGUAAUUGCUGUACAAAACAAACUGGUAAUACUUAGUAAAUUUAAAUGUUGAUAAACUGUAUGUAUGCUAAAUUUAAAGGCACAUUAUGUCUCGAAAACGAACAUUUUUUUACUUCUUUAGAAAGAAAGAACUUGAAUUUUAUAAUGUUGAAGUAAUGGAUUUAAGCAUGUUAGAUGCUUAUAACACGAAAAAGUAGCGCUAAAUGUGAAAUUAUUUGUCAUGAAAGUAGCAAAAUAAGUAAACAAAGUUGUAUUUUGACUUCCAUACAAAAUACUAAAUCACUAUAAGUACCCUAAUG
Messenger RNA from Ruditapes philippinarum (Manila clam), 4857 nucleotides. Its product is annotated as rho-related BTB domain-containing protein 1-like. The record is from RefSeq and is a predicted model, not a curated record. Lineage: Eukaryota; Metazoa; Mollusca; Bivalvia; Venerida; Veneridae. Gene Ontology annotation, molecular function: protein binding; GTP binding; GTPase activity. Bases 287 to 2455 code for a protein of 722 amino acids. Gene Ontology annotation, biological process: small GTPase-mediated signal transduction. The transcript is spliced from 9 exons.